Molecule: messenger RNA, 2227 nt
Organism: Tarenaya hassleriana
Lineage: Eukaryota; Viridiplantae; Streptophyta; Magnoliopsida; Brassicales; Cleomaceae
Product: probable amino-acid acetyltransferase NAGS2, chloroplastic
Exons: 10
Coding region: 227-2062 (611 amino acids)
Biological process (GO): L-arginine biosynthetic process
Cellular component (GO): cytoplasm
Molecular function (GO): L-glutamate N-acetyltransferase activity, acting on acetyl-CoA as donor
Source: RefSeq, a predicted model, not a curated record
ACAAUGUAAAAAAAAAGAAAAGAGUUGAAAAAAAAUCAUAAACAAAAAAGAAAAUUACACUGCCCUCCUUCCUAAAGCCAGAUCGCAGCCUUUCGCAUCUGCAUACCUUUCUUCCGCCGUCGCGUGAAGUUUUGCUCUGUGUUUGUUGUUAAAAAUUCAUUUGUAUUGUCCUGUAUUUGAUGACUUUUACCGAGAUUAGUUGAAUUUCAAAUCGCUUCGAGGAGCGAUGGUGGUUUCUUCUUCCCGCUGCUACGUUCCUUUUCAUGUUCAUAAAAAAAGGAAGCAUUUUCCUUCCCGGGAUUUUUCCAAUCCGACAAAUAACGCAAACCCUAAUUUUCAACUUGGGUUUCGCUGUCAAUGGGCUAAGCCUCUCCGUCUUGCGGCGACACAAUGCAACAUGUUCGACUACUCAGAGGGUGCUGUCGGCGGUGGAGGCGGCGAAGUGGAGGCUGAACAUCCGGUGGAGGACAAGCAGUUCGUGCGGUGGUUCAGAGAAGCCUGGCCCUAUCUCUGGGCUUACCGUGGCGGCACCUUCGUCGUUAUUAUCUCCGGCGAGAUCAUCUCCGGCCCUUACUUUGACCCCAUCUUGAAGGACAUUGCUUUUCUUCAUCAUCUGGGCAUAAGGUUUGUUCUGGUUCCUGGGAGUCAAGUGCAAAUUGACCAGCUUUUGACUGAGAGAGGACACGAGCCCGCAUAUGUAGGUCGAUACAGAGUAACAGACUCAGCAUCUCUACAGGCUGCCAAAGAAGCUGCUGGAGCAAUAUCUGUGAUGAUUGAGGCCAAACUAUCUCCUGGCCCCUCCAUUUGCAAUAUCCGCCGACAUGGUGAUAAUAGUCGUCUGCAUGAAAUUGGUGUCAGGGUUGAUAGUGGUAACUUCUUUGCGGCAAAGAGAAGAGGCAUUGUUGACGGUGUUGAUUUUGGAGCGACUGGUGAGGUGAAGAAGAUAGAUGUUGAUCGGAUCUGUGAGAGGCUGGAUGGUGGUUCUGUAGUUUUGUUAAGGAACUUGGGCCACUCUAGCUCCGGGGAAGUCUUGAAUUGCAACACCUAUGAGGUUGCUACAGCGUGUGCUUUAGCUAUCGGAGCAGAUAAGCUUAUUUGCAUCAUGGAUGGUCCCAUUCUAGAUGAGAAUGGACAUCUUAUUCGUUUCUUGACCCUUCAGGAGGCGGAUAUGUUGGUCAGAAAACGGGCACAGCAAAGCGAGAUAGCUGCCAAUUAUGUGAAGGCAGUUGGGGAUGGUAGUAUAAUUUAUCCUGAACCUGUUAGUCCUGGUAGUACAAUUCCUUCCCCUCACAAUGGAAGAGCGGUUUGGGGAAAGCACAUUCCAACCUUUCAAAAUGGUGUUGGAUUUGAUAACGGAAAUGGGUUGUGGUCUGGUGAGCAAGGUUUUGCUAUUGGCGGUGAGGAAAGGCUAAGCCGCUUGAAUGGUUACCUCUCGGAAUUGGCCGCUGCAGCCUUCGUCUGCAGAGGCGGUGUCAAAAGAGUUCACUUGUUGGACGGCACCAUCAGUGGAGUGCUAUUGUUGGAACUUUUCAAAAGAGAUGGAAUGGGAACUAUGGUGGCAAGUGAUGUGUACGAAGGAACCCGGAUGGCAAAAGUGGAAGAUCUUGCCGGGAUAAGACAAAUAAUCAAACCCCUUGAGGAAUCCGGGACUUUAGUACGAAGAGCCGAUGAUGAGUUAGUGAAAGCCUUAGACUCGUUUGUGGUGGUGGAAAGGGAAGGUCAGAUCAUCGCUUGUGCAGCCCUCUUCCCUUUCUACGACGAAAAAUGCGGAGAAGUAGCUGCUAUUGCUGUUGCAUCGGAUUGCCGGGGACAAGGGCAAGGAGAUAAAUUGCUAGAUUACAUUGAGAAGAAAGCUUCGGCCCUCGGGUUAGAGAGGUUAUUUCUACUGACAACGCGAACUGCAGACUGGUUUGUGAGACGCGGGUUCCGGGAAUGUUCAAUAGAGAUGAUACCGGAGGCGAGAAGAAAAAGGAUCAAUCUUUCUAGGAGAUCCAAGUACUAUAUCAAGAAGUUGUUGCCUGACAGGAGUGGGAUCUCAUCAGUUGUUCGGACAUUCCGGUGAGUAAGUACCCUGUUUCAGUUUCAGUUCCUGAGCUUUGGGAAGAGACUGACCCCCAAACAUGGUCGGUAUGCAAUGCGCAAUGCGCAAUGCCAAAGUGAAUGGAUUUUGUGAUGUUCAGUUGUGUUGUGCCCAUGUGGUUUACAUCCCUUUAUUUUUGUUGCUUUA